Aureobasidium pullulans EXF-150 is the source of this 2364-nucleotide messenger RNA. RefSeq names its product OPT superfamily oligopeptide transporter. The transcript has 10 exons. NCBI's taxonomy places the organism in Eukaryota, Fungi, Ascomycota, Dothideomycetes, Dothideales, Saccotheciaceae. The record is from RefSeq and is a predicted model, not a curated record. The coding region runs from base 1 to 2364 and encodes 787 amino acids. Gene Ontology annotation, biological process: transmembrane transport. Gene Ontology annotation, molecular function: oligopeptide transmembrane transporter activity.
AUGUCAAGUGCAGCGAUUGGUCCUGCCUCUUCAAGAGAGGCACAACCCGACCCGGAUGUCAAAACGAAGGGUAACAUUGAGACAUAUGCGACCGAUAUCGAAGCAGAGAAUAGCAGUGAUUCCGAGCAUGGUGCGGACAAGCUAUUGACAGGGGAAGAAAUUAAGGAGAUUAUCCCAACUGAAGCAUUCAAGUGGAACGUUGAUGGAGACCAGUCGCCAUUCCCAGAAGUAGCAGCUUGUGUGCCAAACACAGAUGAUCCUACCACUCUCUGCAAUACCUUCAGAGCUUGGUUCCUUUUGACAGUCUUCGUGAUUGUCUUUGCUGGAGCCAACCAGUUCUUUGGACUUCGCUAUCCUUCGUUAAGUAUUGGAUACGUCGUUGCUCAACUUUUGGUAUUCCCCAUUGGACGUGCGUGGGAGAAGUUGCCUAGGUGGCGACUGCCUCUUGGUCGAUUCUCCUUUGAUAUCAAUCCGGGAAAGUUCACUAUCAAGGAGCAUGCUCUGAUCGUCAUCUGCGUCAACAUCAGUACUCAGCUGGCAUACGCUACUGGAUCUUUGGUCGCAAUUACUAGUCCUGUCUUCUGGGGUCAGAACUUCGGAGCAGGCUUCAGCUUCCUGUUCCUUCUGUCUACUCAAAUGAUCGGUUUUGGUCUUGCUGGUCUAUCGCGCCGUUGGCUGGUCUACCCAGCUGCCCUUAUAUGGCCGUCUAGUUUGGCUAGUACUGUUCUCUUUAGAGCUCUGCACGAACCAGAGAAGCGUGUCUCUGCCAAUGGGUGGUCGAUUACCAGAUAUCGGUUCUUCGCGUACUUGACCAUCCUUGCCUUUGUCAUCUUCUGGUUUCCCGACUACAUCUGGACAAGUCUGAGCACAUUCGCGUUCAUCACCUGGAUUUUCCCUAAGAAUCAGAAAGUUAACACUAUAUUCGGAAUGAACUCUGGUCUUGGUUUACUGCCGAUCUCAUUUGACUGGACACAGAUCAACUACGCCGGUACUCCUCUCACGACGCCUUUUUACAUCACAUGCAAUGCUUUCGCUGUUGUUGUGCUAUUCUAUCUGUUCCUUUCGCCUAUCUUGUACUACACCAAUGUCUGGAACAGUGCUUACCUACCUUUACUCUCUUCGAGUACCUUCGAUAACACCGGAAAAGCAUACAACGUCACUCGAGUAGUCAAUGCCCACCUGGACUUCGACAUUGCCGAAUAUAAGAAGUACUCACCUAUGUACAUCUCGAUGUCAUACUCGUUAUCCUACGCGCUCUCGUUCGCUGCCGUCACAGCUGUGGUGGUUCACACAUACCUCUACAAUGGUAGCGAAAUCUGGGCCAAGUUCAAGAAUUCAAGACACGGCGGCGAAGACAUCCACAAGCGCUUAAUGCGCCCCUACAAGGAGGUUCCGGACUGGUGGUACGGCGUGCUUACCGUAAUAGUCCUGGGUCUCGGUAUCCUCACCGUCAGAAAUUGGGACACUGGUCUGCCUGUUUGGGGCUUCAUUGUAGUUUGCUUCGGCAUGGGUGUGGUUCUAAUCAUUCCUGAAGGCAUUCUAGAAGGCACCACUAAUCAGAGAGUCUUCCUCAACAUCAUCACCGAGUUGAUCGCCGGAUAUGCUUGGCCAGGAAAGCCCAUUGCCAACAUGAUGGUCAAGAUGUACGGCUACAACAGCGUGAAACACGGCUUGGACUUCGCCAUGGAUUUGAAGCUUGGACAAUAUAUGAAAAUCCCACCACGGGUCUUGUUCGUUGGACAACUCUACUCCUCUAUUCUGGCAACUGCAGUUCAGGUCGGAGUCCUCCGUUGGAUGAUGUCCAAUAUCAAAGACCUCUGCAGCCCAAAGAACACUCAACGCUUCACUUGCAAUGGAUCAAAAGUUGUAUACAAUGCCUCCGUCGUAUGGGGAGUUAUCGGGCCACAACGCAUGUUCCAGUCCGGACAGGUCUACUCGGCCUUGAUGUAUUUCUUCCUCAUCGGCCCCGUCGUCACAAUCCUCGUCUACCUCGUCUACCGCCGCCACCCAAACUCCUGGCUCAAAUACAUCAACGUCCCCAUCUUCUUCAACGCAGCCGGCAACAUACCCCCAGCAAACACGACCCAAUACUCACUCUGGUUCAUCUUCGGCUUCGUCUUCAAUUUCCUGAUCAGACGCAAAGCAUUCGAAUGGUGGAAGAAGUACAACUACCUCACUCAAGCCGCCAUGGAUACGGGAACUGCAUUGGCGACUAUUGUUAUUUUCUUUGCGUUGAGUUAUCAUGGGGUCAAGUUGAAGUGGUGGGGUAAUGAGGUGGGUGGGGAUACUGAUGAUGCGAAUUCGGUGCCGUGGUUGAAGGUUGCUAAGGGUGCGCAUUUUGGCAAGGGGCCUGGUGAGUUUUAG